Cynara cardunculus var. scolymus (artichoke) is the source of this 1189-nucleotide messenger RNA. RefSeq names its product GPN-loop GTPase 3. Lineage: Eukaryota; Viridiplantae; Streptophyta; Magnoliopsida; Asterales; Asteraceae. The transcript has 11 exons. The record is from RefSeq and is a predicted model, not a curated record. Bases 204 to 1010 code for a protein of 268 amino acids. Gene Ontology annotation, molecular function: GTPase activity.
AUUGAGCUCGUAGUCAAGGGUUCCUCUUUCACGGCAAAGUUCUACUGAGAGAGGGUCGUUCUCCGCCGUGACAACUAGUACAGGGUUGUUGGAUUUGGAGUUUUGGAAACGGAAGCAUCUAUAUGACUAUAUCCUAAUUGUAUCAUCAUAGUUUGAGGGGGAGAAGCAGAAGAGAUAGAGAUUAAAGCAAAGAGGGGGCAAUUAUGGGUUAUGCUCAGCUUGUAAUCGGUCCUGCUGGAAGUGGAAAGUCUACUUAUUGCUCAAGCUUGUACCAACACUGUGAAGCUACUCGGCGAACAAUUCAUAUAGUGAACCUAGAUCCUGCUGCAGAGAAUUUUGAUUAUCCAGUGGCCAUGGAUAUUCGGGAACUUAUAUCUUUGGAUGAUGUGAUGGAGGAGCUUGGACUUGGUCCAAAUGGUGGUCUUAUGUACUGCAUGGAACACCUUGAAGAAAAUCUGGAUGAGUGGUUAAGCGAAGAGUUGGAAAAUUACAUGGAAGAUGAUUACCUAGUAUUUGAUUGCCCAGGUCAGAUAGAACUCUUUUCUCAUGUUCCGGUUCUUAAGAACUUUGUGGAGCAUUUGCAGCGUAAGAAUUUCAAUGUUUGUGCUGUGUACUUGCUUGACUCUCAGUUCAUCACGGAUGUGACCAAGUUUAUUAGUGGUUGUAUGGCUUCUCUUUCCGCAAUGGUUCAACUUGAACUACCUCAUGUUAACAUUCUCUCCAAAAUGGACCUCGUGACUAGAAAAAGAGACAUUGAAGAUUAUCUGAACCCAGAGCCUCAGACUCUGCUGUCAGAACUGAACGAGCGCAUGGCUCCUCAAUUCCAAAAGCUUAACAAGGCGUUAAUUGACUUGGUCGAUCAGUAUAGCAUGGUGAGCUUUGUCCCACUUGAUUUAAGGAAGGAGAGCAGCAUACAGUAUGUUCUUUCCCAAAUCGACACCUGUAUUCAAUUUGGAGAAGAUGCUGAUGUGAAGAUUAAAGAUUUUGACCAAGAUGAAGAUCAAGACUAGAAGUCGUUUAUGCGAUUAUGUUGGUGAAGCCUCGAACCCAUGAUGAAUCCCUACAAAUUGAUGUUGCACCGGGAGAUGUAUGUGAUCGAUCUUUCUCAACUUUCAGAAUUGGUUUUCUUUCAGCAUAUCGUUGAUGAUAUUGUGAACGAUUGGUGUUUGUUAAUUGUGUACAUUUACUA